AUGUCGCCAUCGUGUGAACCUGUGGUUCUUGCCACAACGCAGAAGAAGCACGGUUCCCAUUCACAUGUGAAAGGAAUGAACAAGCUCUUGUUAAAAUUCCUAAUGAUAGUAGCAUGUUGUGUGUUGCAAAUUGUUAUCAUUCCAUGCACUACGACACAUGCUUUGACUCUUGAAGACCGAUUUGCUCUUAGUCUAGCCUCCAUUCAAGCCAUUCAUGAUAAAUUCUUUCAAGGUACAAAAGGGAGUGCCUCCACAGCCAUCAUCUUUCGUAAUGAAACAUUGGGAGAGAUUUUUGCAGGACAAGCCUUUGAGAAUGUUCCAAACGUGAAACCCACAAGAGAUACCAAGUACAGAAUUGCAUCGGUCACUAAAACUUUUGUAUCGGCUGCCAUGAUGGUACUGAGGGAUGAAGGUCGUUUGGAUUUGGAUCAAUCUGUUUUGGAUUUUGUACCCGAGUUUAAAGCCUUUCCGAAUCCAUUGGGUUUCUCCUCGAAUAUGACAUUCCGACAAUUAAGCUCUUACAUGUCGGGAUUGCCACGAGAAGCUCCUUGUGUGCUGUUUGAUUGCGACUUUUCAAAUGCGCAAAUGAUUGAUCGUAUUAAGAAGAAUGGCUUGUUUCUAGUGAGGGAUGGAGAUCAUUUCCCAAUCUAUUCCAAUUUAGGAUAUUCGUUGUUGGGACAUGGUUUGGAAAGUGCAGCAGCCAUGCAGUUCGAGCAAGUCAUUGCAACUCGAAUUUUGGAUCGUCUCGGAAUGAAGAAUACUGGUUUUGUAACCAAAGAUAAUUUGAAUACGUUACAACUUGCUACGGGCUAUCAUCACAACACUCCCAUCUAUAGCAAUAACAGAACCAUUUCAUGGAAUCAACCAGCAGCAGGCAUGUACAGCUCUUUGGGAGAUUUACAGCUCUAUGUGAAAAAUUUAUUGGCAGCCUUUGUUCAGAGUGCUGACACAUUUCCACAAACCAGCAUCUUGAAAAAACAAACCAUGAGAGAAUUUUUGAGCGCCCAACACAUUCUUUCACAUGGAACAGCUGCAGUUGGAUUGAGUUGGGAGAUGGUAUUUUACAACAUGUUCUCAAGUUGGGCCAUUAUGAAGAGCGGUCUCAUUGGUGGUUACAAUGCUCAAAUUGUGCUAUUGCCAAAAUAUGAAAUGGCCGUGAUUACAUUACUCUCCAAGGAUGACGGAGCUCAAGCUUUGGCUCUGCAAUCGGCCAUGACCAUUGUUGCAUCUGUUAGCGACUAUUUGGAUUCAUUGAGAAUGAAGGACUUGUCAGAGAAAACAUCCUCUCUCGUUCCAAACGUUGUGCCAUUUGUUGGAAAUUACAAGACUGAGAAACAAUCCGCUGCAUCGAUUGCCUUACAUAAUACAUCCACAACACAAGUAUUGAAAUUGAAAAAUGUAUUGGGAACAGAAUUGUCAUCAACAUUCUUAAUGCCCACACCAAGUAACGGUGCAAGUUCUUUUAUCGUACAGGCACAUGCUGUCCCCACAAGGUUGCAAUACGAAACAGGAAUUGGAGGAAGUAGAAUUGAAUUUUCACAAGAUUUCCAGAAUUUCACAGCACUUGACCUGGGUGUACAAUUCAUGAACAAGUCAUCGGGUUCCAACGUGGCACGUCGACCUGUAUCUCUCAGAUCCACACAAAAUAUUCCUGUCGUGUGCAAUUUCAUUCCAAAAGACGUUGCCUUAAAGACUCCAAUUGCAGAUUCAUCAAUUUUGAAUUUAUUCGAACAGCUGAAACAAGAAAUUUCCGCUUUAAUGAAACAGCAAAACUCUUCAGCUUUUUUAAAAAUCACCUACAGAGGUCAAGCUGUGUAUGAUGCUGCUUUUGGUGAUUCAAGUAUUUCACAACAUUCCAUCUUUAGAAUUGGAACCUUGACACAACUUUUUACUGCUGCAGCCACUCUCAUUGCCAAAGAAAAAGGAAUUAUUAGUUCUUUGGACGAUCCUGUGAAUCGCUACGUCUCUGGAAUUACCUUCCAAGAAGUCAUUUCAAAUAGUAACAUGUUCUCGAAUAACAUGACAUUUAGACAACUCAUGCAGCAUGCUUCAGGCUUACCCUCCGGAAUUCCAUGUGACUUGUUAAAUUGUAAUAUGAAUUGGAAUACUUAUCUGCAAGAGGCUCUUUCAAAAUUUAGAAUGAUUCAGCCAUCCUAUAAUUCUAGAACUGUUUCUACACUAGGUUAUGCCAUUCUUGGAAAUGUCUUGUCUCAAGUGACAGGCACAUCGCUUGAAAACUUUAUCAAGACCAAUAUUUUGAAUCCUCUUGGAAUGUCCAAUACUGGCUUCACGUACACGACAAGUGUUAAAAAUCAACUUGUUUUAGGACGUGACCUGAAGGGUCAAUUAUUGAGUAGUGAGGUUGACAAUUUGUACAUUCAAGAAGCCUCUGCCCAAAUGUACUCGACUGCAAGUGACAUGUCCAUCUUUUUAAAUUGUCUCUCGAGUCUCAAUCGAGAAUGUCCAAUUUUGAAGAGGGAACGCUCUCGAUCCUUGCUCCUCCGUAAUUACCUAUCUGAUGAUUUUUCUAUGAGCACAGGAUUGGGCUCAUGGCAACACGAAUUUAAUGCAGGUUUCUGGAUUGCUUCCAAAUAUGGAACUAUUAAGGGAUACAAUUCCUAUGCUGGAGUGAAUGAUGAAAUUGAUUUAGCCAUCACAUUGCUCACAUCUACCGAGUAUCCAGUAGCCAAUGAGUUGGUCAGAAACAAGACUCUCAUUCCACAACUAGUCUCUACUUUCACUUCUGUUCUCAAGCAGCAACCUUCGUACUUGAUGGCAAAUCUUUCCAUUCCAAACUCUCUCGCCUUGAUUCAAGACAUGGUUGGUGUCUAUCAAGUAUUUGAUCAGUUCUUGUUAUUCACUCAAUAUCUCCAGAUUGAGUAUGACACAACGAAUGGAUUGUUGACAUUUGCGUUUGUUGAAAAUGCUACACCUGGUCCAUCGAAUAGUCCUCCUACUUUUGCUUUGCAAAUGAUGGAUCAAACUAGCAUGACGUUCAAGGUGACGACAUUGGGAUCGUUGUCAUGUAUGGGUAAUGUUUUGACAGGCAUUGAAGGCGCCGUUGUUAAAUUUAAUAUGGCCAACGGCAAAGUAGAAUCUUUUUCCAUGCCUUCGCUCAAUUAUGGCAGUGAUUUCAUCAAGAUUAAGGCAAGACCAUCUACAAGCAGAACAAUUUCAGGUGCAUUUGUACACAGAGGAAUGAGUUGUGCUUCAUUAUUACUUGUGCUUGUAUUGGUGAUAGGAAUGAUAUUGCAUGUAACAAAUUAA
Molecule: messenger RNA, 3267 nt
Organism: Naegleria lovaniensis
Lineage: Eukaryota; Heterolobosea; Eutetramitea; Acrasida; Naegleriidae
Exons: 1
Coding region: 1-3267 (1088 amino acids)
Source: RefSeq, a predicted model, not a curated record